Messenger RNA from Hemiscyllium ocellatum (epaulette shark), 6474 nucleotides. RefSeq names its product homeobox-containing protein 1-like. Gene Ontology annotation, molecular function: double-stranded telomeric DNA binding. The coding region runs from base 166 to 1536 and encodes 456 amino acids. The transcript is spliced from 10 exons. Gene Ontology annotation, cellular component: nucleus. The record is from RefSeq and is a predicted model, not a curated record. Gene Ontology annotation, biological process: positive regulation of DNA-templated transcription. Lineage: Eukaryota; Metazoa; Chordata; Chondrichthyes; Orectolobiformes; Hemiscylliidae.
UUGAUGUUGUUAAUCAUGGCGGGUCUGAGGCAGACAAAGGCGCCGAGACCCGCUCCUGAAGUGCAGAUUUAAAAAAGUUUCUCGCGUCGUCCUUUUUAAAAAGAAAAUUUAAAAAUAUAAGUGAAAGAGCCACCUUCUUUUUGGGCAAGAGAAAGCACCCUGGUUAUGUUUAAAUGGAUAAGGCUAUUUCCAAGAAUCACCGAGGAAGCUGAGAAGGCAUGCAAAGUCAUCAGAAGAGAGACCCUGAUCAAAGAAAACACAUCCCCUUUAUACAGCAGUAACACAAUGUCACACUACACGGAUGAGCCCAGGUUUACAAUUGAACAGAUUGACUUGCUGCAGCGACUUCGGAGGAGCGGGAUGACGAAACGUGACAUAAUCCACGCGCUGGAGACGUUGGACCGGCUCGACCAGGAACACACCGAGAAAUUUGGCAAACGGCACGGCUACAGCAACAGUUCCUACGGCAACAGCAACAGUUCCUACGGCAACAGCAACAAUUUCCCUGCUUCAUCCUCGACAGUCACAGCCGCCACACAGACGCAGUACAGCGGGGCGUCACCGUCUCCGAGUAACAGCUAUGACACCUCGCCGCCACCGUGCAGCACUAACCUGAAUGGACGGGAGAGCUGCAGCAACGAGAAACUGUCAGUGGCAAAUGGCAGGCUGUCACCCAACCGUUUCCACACUACCAAUAGCCAGAGGAUGGGAAGUUUCCAUGUCAUGGAAGAAGAGACAGACCUGGAAGAAAGGGUUGAAGAGCUCAUGAGGAGGGACAGCACUACUGUUAAAGAAGAGAUAAAGAGCUUUCUCUCUAAUCGGAUGAUUUCCCAGACUAUCGUGGGCCAGGUCACAGGCAUGAGUCGAAGCUUUAUUUCCCAGUGGCUGUUGCAGCAAGGACUCGACAUGAGUGAACCCAAGAAGCGGACUUUGUACAGAUGGUACCUCCUGGAGAAGAUUAGUCCAGGAGCUACCCUCAACAUGAGGCCAGCCUCAUCCACCACGGAGGAACCAGAGUGGAAACAAUCAACACCACCCACUGGUGCCACAUCAGGCAACUUUCGUCUCCGAAGGGGCAGCCGAUUCACCUGGCGGAAGGAGUGCCUAACUGUCAUGGAGAGUUACUUCAAUGACAACCAGUAUCCAGAUGAAGCCAAGAGAGAGGAGAUUUCAAAUGCUUGUAAUGCAGUCAUACAGAAACCAGGUAGGAAGCUGACUGAGUCCGAGCGAGUGACCCCUCUCAAAGUCUACAACUGGUUUGCCAAUCGCAGGAAGGAGAUCAAGAGGAGGGCAAAUAUUGAAGCAGCAAUCCUAGAAACUCAUGGCAUCGAUGUGCAAAGCCCUGGUGGACAUUCCAAUAGUGACGAUAUCGAUGGGAGUGAUUUCCUGGAGCAGGAUGACAACACGAGCCAUAGUGAUCCCCAGCAAGAUCCUAUCUCUUUAGCUGUCGAAAUGGCUGCAGUCAAUCACACCAUCCUGGCACUAGCCAGACAAGGAGGGAGUGAAAUAAAGAGAGAGGUGAUUGAAGAUGAUUGAAGCACUGUUGGAAAGGACUGAGAUUUGGUACAUCAUUGGACUGCCCUGUCUUUAAUGUAAUCUCAAUAUAUCUGUGUUUUGUUUUGAAUAGUUAAUAGGGUUCUCUUCAUCCAGAUGCAGUAAACUAUCCUGAGGUGGCCUGGGCAAAGGUUGUACAUCUCACCCAGAAGUCCUCUGUUCUCCUGGUCAAAACUGCACCUCUGCCCUUACCGUCCAACAUUCCUAAGGAUGCAGUGUCCGAGCAUGAAGUUCUUAUGAAGUGUUCCUGAGUCCAGCAUUCCGGGCGAUAUGUACUGACCAGCCUGGAACCUCAAAAGAAUACUUCUCAAACCUUUGGUGUAAUAGCUUUGUAGGGCUCUUCCCACUACUCCUGUUUAAGGUUCUGCUUAAAGUAGUCCUGCAAACAGAACCCUUUCACAGAUGCCUGGCCUUGACUGAUUCCUCCUACCAUGGCUUCAACCUGUGCUGUUAAAUAUUCCCACUUUAAACUGCACAUUCCUGGACUGGGUCUCCCAGAUUUGCUGAUUAUCUGACCUUGGUUUUCAUUACCUGUGAUGGUUUGGGAAAUUUAAAAAUGCUGGUUUGUUCAGAAUUACAGACAAACUAUUUCUCUGUGUUGGAUUGUUGCUAACAAAGACUAGAAUUGGAUGUCACCACGUUGCACGGAGCUUCACGGCAGAGGAAAAAAUGUUGCCACUGCAACCUACUCACACUAACUGGCUACGAAAAUGUACUGUAAUACUGUUACAUACAGUUGGUUUGGACAGGUGCAGGCUGUGCUUGGAUCCCAAGUCUGUAUUGAACUGGUCAUUGCUGUAACAAGACUGCCAGUAGCGCCUUUAAUGUACUAAAUGCAACUGACUUAAGUUCAAACUUAAACCUGGUGGAACAUGUGAUUUGAUUGGAAUUGUUUUCGCAAGGGUUUGAUCUUACUUACAGCCUAGAAGAUUGUGUGUGUGUAACACAUAAGAUAAUGUACCCACAACAACUGACAAACCUGAUUUCUUCCUUGAAUGUUCUCCAUUUGACUGUUCUGCAGUAGACUGAUGGGAGUGUCCCGGUUGCCAGUGUGCUGUUAAUGAGCUCUUUUGCAUUAAACAGAGGGGGGGUCUGUAUUUAACUCCAGUUCCUGCAUUGGCCAAAACAAAAACUUUGAAGGGACAUGGUGUCUCAGUCAUAUUUUAUUUCUGUACUGUUUUUAAUAGUAAUCAGAGGCAAGCUAAAGUUAUUAUUGUGUGUAGUAUUUCAUGACGCAGCGCUCAUAUGAAUGUGAAAUAGCAGAUGCUCUACUUGCAGAACCUUCCACUCACGUCAACAGAAGAUGCUGCAGAUGCUAAUUGCUUGGGCUGUUUCUGUGCAGAGAAAACCAGCGUUAAGGUUACAGAUUGAUGAUCUUCCUUGAGAACUGGAAAACCAGUUUCCCAUAUAUCCGAUUUAUAGAAAUGUUAGGAUUGAGGGGAGGGAAGAACACUAGGACCUCCUUAGUUAUUUUCACAGGAAGUUUAGCACAAAGAAGUCUGAUCCUGGAUAGCUUUACCAUGUAAGCUGGUAGGAGGAUCAUAGUUGAGGAUUUUUUCAGGCUGUUACUGUCUUUUAUAACUCAACAAACUCAAGUAUGUUAUGUGUUGCAAAAUCAAGAAUGACUACGAGGAAGUGAAGCCAAAUAGAAUCGUAUCCUACAAAGUUCUUCAAGGGAAGAACUGAGGGAGGGAACAAAUAAAUCCUAGGAGUUGAGGCACAAUUAUGCCUCCAUGUGCAGUGGUAAAAGAAUGACAUUUCCAAUGGAUUUUAUUUCACUCUAACUUGAUCUCAAACUGAAACUAAGAUCCAGUUUGAAAAAGGGAUAAAAUUGGAUAUGUUGAGGUUAAAUGAAAAUGUAUAAAGUAGCUUCUCUUUUUUUAAAUGGGUGGGUGGGCAGAAACUGCACUUCCUUACUGUUACCUGAUUUGAAAUAAUUUGUAUGCCAGGGCUUGAGCUUGCUGAAUAUAAUCAUCCAGAGAGAGUGGGUGAUAAAAACGUUAACAGGAACUAGUAUUUUCAAUUACCUCAAAUGUUGUUGAUGGAUCAAGGAGCAUCAGAAUUCCAAUCUAGAACCAGAAUAAUAGUGCAACUUCAUGCUACAAAUUGACUUUUAACACAUGCAGUGAGAGUUGCCAUUUCAAUGCCACAAUUUGCAUGAGAAAAUGAAAUAAGCAGUUUCCAAAUGAUGAAUCUCUUGUUUCAAUAAUCAUAUACCAUUAUCAAUAGUUAUUAGGUAAUGCAGGGACAUAGUGGUUUAGAGCAUCACUCCCAUGGAUAAUAGGUGAAUCCAUUACUUAAAUGAUUUCUUAGUUUUAUAUUUACUACAAUUUUCCUGGCUGAUCAGUUCAGCUAUCAAAAUACGUGUUUACUUCCCAUGCACCCUUUGAGCUAAUGCUGCCAAACCUAUAAAUAACAUGGAAUAGAGACACUACUCAUUUAUGGUUUUACUUGUCUUGUAAUAAGUUGAUGUAUUUUUCUGCUAAGCAGAAAAGGAAUAUGCUGUAGAGUAAAUGAAGGAUUCAGGUUGACAUAACCCUUCCCUGUAUUGUGGAUGUUGUAUUUGCUAUUUUAGCAGCUGUCCUUGUAUUUGUAAUACAAUUCCACCGCCUCCUCUAAUACAGGCCUCAAAUGUUUUUCACACAGAGAUCCUUGCAAAAUUAGUUUCCUGUUACUCUUUUUGUUUUGCACAGGAAACACUGGACCAUGUACUAGUGCUGUGUGACACAUAAAUGAGCCACGUUCUUCAUUUGAGACACACUGGAUUUUUACAGGCAGUAAUAAACAGGUUUCCAUGAAUUAAUCCCAAAAAAGAACAUCCCUGUGAGAGAAAGAGAGAGAAAGAAGUACAAAGCACUGACAGAAGUUGGGCCAGUAUUGAUUGUGGAUGUUAUUCUGGUAGAGAUACCUGCAGAGUACUUUUGUGGCACACUUCAACAAGACAGCAUUUGUAUUCAUCGUUGGAGUUUUAAAAUAUCUGUUCAUUUUCAGUUAGGAUUGUUGGAAAGUAACUCCUGCCCUGGUGUUUUUCAGAAUUGUGGAGAAACCCCUGGAUCAGAAUGAGACGGCUCUUCAAACUACUGAUGAAACUGAAGUAGAAUGGGGUAGACUCAGUUUCUGAAAUUUGCAUAGGAAUAUCAGCAAACUACCGAUUACUUUGUUCCCCUUUUAAUAACAAGUUCAACCCAAUCACUUUCUCACAAUUAAAGUGAAACAAUGCAGGAAAAGAUUAGAUAUCAUAAUUUGGAACCACAGUAGCUUACACUGUUUGUGUCUGCUAGCCCUCUUGCAGGAUCAGUCGGUGCAGCCCUGUAUAUGUCUCUGCUUCAACCGUUAGUAAAUAUUUUAGGUAAAAUAUUCAUUUUAUCCUUUGCUCUUCUCUGGUAAAUCAAUUUUGUAAUUAUUUUCAGGGGUGGGGGUGGACACAGCAAGUGCUGAUAAAUCAGAUUGUAUAGACAUGUUUGUUUCUAGCUUGACUUCAACAUUAUGCUCAUAGAUGAAAUUUUUUAAAAAAAACAAAUUAUGAUUUUAGAAAAGGAGACAGAUCAUAUGUUUCAGUAUUUCUUAAGUCAUUCAUUGAAAAAGAAAACUACAUUGUCCUGCUCACUCCAUUGCUUCCAUCAACCAACAGAUAAGGAAACCUGCUCCUCAUACUCAGGGCAACUAAAUCAGGAGAGGCAGCUUUCCUUACAACUUGCCCACAUCACCUCCAUCCCUCUUGUAGCAACGAAUCUGGUCAGAAUCACUCAAGUCUCAAAUUGUAUUUGUGUGCAGGUUCAUACUGGAGAUUGGACUGUUGUUCCAGCCAGAUCUUUUUUCACUGCUGCUGGGACCUAUUUCCCAACUUUUUAAGCAAUGAGGAUAAUGAGAGAUUUCAGCAAGAUGUUCUUUUUAAAAGGAAAACUGUACACUAAUAGAAAAAGCAGCAUGAUAAUGGCAGCUCUAAGUGGCAUUGGUUAUAAUGGAUCACUCUUCAUUCUUUGUUCCAAUACAGUGGCAGAAAUACCACUUUACGUCCUACAGUUGCUGCCCAUUCAGCCGUACAGUUGCAAACGCUGGAAAUGAUAACCAAUUGCUCACAAUCACGUAGUUGACUUCAUUUUGAACAAAAUGAUGCAUAUUUCAAAUAAAUUGACACAAGGUUUUAUGACACAUUUAUCCCAGAAUGCACAUUCUUUCUUGGCAGUGUCCCUGAAAAUUGCUCCCCUGCAAAUUAAUGAAUGACUUUGACAAGUAGGGAACAUGUGGCCAUUCACUGCUACUAUACCCAUUGGAGUCUAGAAAAUUUAGAGGUCAUCUUAUUGACUCGUCCAAAGUUCUGAGCAAGGGUUGAUAGGUAAACUCGAUCAGUUACAGUCUCUCCCAUGUGAGGGGGAGGAGGAAUAUUCUCAAGGUCAUUAGUUUUUUGGCAUUCUGUACUGGUGUUGGAAGCUGCAGCCUGCCUUUUGAUUGGUAAGGGAGUCAAAGGUCAUUGGGUAGGCAACCAUGAUCUUAUCAGAGCAGGGUCAAGGGGCCAAAUGGACCCCACUACUCCAAUUCAGUUUAUUCUAGUGAACUUCCAAUUCUUGCUGUUUAAUUUGUUUUCUUCUCUUAUUAGAGCCAGAUUGGAUGAGGAGAUGCACAAGACCCAGUUAUAAAUUCAAAAGCCCCCACAUUCCAGAUUUGUUUUGGGUGUGUGGGUUGAAAAUGGGGUGGAGGGAAUGAUGCAGGAAAUGUGGCAGUUCUGCACUGAAAUAGCCUAUUGUUUCCCAAACUGGAAGGUGAACAGACUAUCUUAAAAGCCUUAGAGUACUUCUUUAAAUAAAUAUAUACAGACCAGACGGUGUAUUUUCAUUUGAGUCCUGUAUCAGUUUUUUUUUCCUAUUCUGGAUUAGUGCCUUUUUUGGACAGUAGACUGUUCUACAAAAAAAAAAGUUAAAA